AUGAGAAUGUGCAUAGAUUACCGAGAACUGAACAAGGUGACUAUAAAGAAUCGGUACCUAUUACCGAGGAUUGACGACUUGUUUGACCAACUUCAAGGGAAAAAGGUGUUUUCUAAGAUUGAUCUUCGUUCAGGAUACCAUCAGCUAAGAAUCAAAAAUGAAGACAUACCGAAGACAGCCUUCAGAACAAGAUACGGGCAUUACGAGUUCAUGGUGAUGUCAUUUGGACUUACAAAUGCCCCAGCAGCUUUUAUGGACCUCAUGAACCGAGUCUUCAAGGAAUAUCUGGAUCAGUUUGUCAUUGUAUUCAUAGAUGAUAUACUGAUUUAUUCUAAGACAGAGGAGGAACAUGAGGAGCACUUACGCUUGACCUUGCAACGACUGAGAGAACAUCAAUUGUAUGCCAAGUACAAAAAAUGUGAGUUCUGGUUGUCCGAGGUUGCAUUUUUGGGCCACAUUGUCACUAGCGGGGGAAUAAAAGUAGAUCCUGCCAAGGUUGCUGCAGUGAAAGAAUGGCCUAGACCAAAGAUCGCCUCAGAGGUAUACAAAGUCUGCUCAUUUUCUACCAGUACGCAUGACUUACUCCAUGGACCAUUUGCUGAACUUUAUGUGAAUGAGAUUUUGAGAUUACAUGGGGCGCCGUAUUCUAUUGUUUGUGAUCGAGAUGCUCGGUUUACUUCAUCUUUUUGGGGAAGCUUACAGAGAGCAAUGGGAACUCGAUUGAAGUUCAGUACUGCAUAUCAUCCAGAGACAGAUGGUCAGACUGAGAGAACAAAUCAGAUCUUGGAAGAUAUGUCUCCACUACAUUGGGAUGAGUUGGGAGAGAACAAACUCUUAGGGCCAGAUGCGGUUCAACACACCAACGAAGCUAUUCAGAGGAUCAGGGCUAGAAUGAUCACAGCUCAGAGCAGACAGAAAUCUUAUGCAGACCUGAAGCGGAGGGACAUUGAGUUCAAAGUGGGUGAUCAUGUGUUUCUUCGAGUGACACCACGAAAAGGACUCUCAGUGAAGAGAUUUGGCAAGAGAUGGAAACUAAGUCCCAGAUAUGUUGGUCCAUUUCAGAUAUUGGACAAAGUAGGCAGUGUAGCUUAUAGAAUAGCUUUACUGCCAUCAUUAUCUGGGGUGCACAAUGUAUUUCAUGUAUCCCAACUUCGAAAAUAUGUGUCAGACCCAUCACAUGUUUUGAGCUAUGAAACACUGGGUUUGCAGGAAGGUUUGUCCUACAAUGAACGUCCGGUAAAGAUUCUUGAUCAAAAGGAUAGGAUUUUGAGAAAUAAGACAAUUACCCUGGUGAAAGUCCUAUGGAGAAACAACGUGGUUGAGGAAGCUACCUGGGAGCUAGAGAAUAAUAAUAAUGAUGAAUGUUAA
Messenger RNA from Cannabis sativa, 1368 nucleotides. RefSeq lists its product as uncharacterized. Gene Ontology annotation, molecular function: nucleic acid binding. Gene Ontology annotation, biological process: DNA integration. The transcript has 4 exons. Bases 1 to 1368 code for a protein of 455 amino acids. The record is from RefSeq and is a predicted model, not a curated record. Lineage: Eukaryota; Viridiplantae; Streptophyta; Magnoliopsida; Rosales; Cannabaceae.